Armigeres subalbatus is the source of this 3786-nucleotide messenger RNA. RefSeq lists its product as uncharacterized. The coding region runs from base 1 to 3786 and encodes 1261 amino acids. Gene Ontology annotation, molecular function: nucleic acid binding. The transcript has 3 exons. The record is from RefSeq and is a predicted model, not a curated record. Gene Ontology annotation, biological process: DNA integration. NCBI's taxonomy places the organism in Eukaryota, Metazoa, Arthropoda, Insecta, Diptera, Culicidae.
AUGCUAGAAAAGGCGGGAGAACAAACGGCAAGCUGGAGUACUUUGCUGGUGUUUAUGCUCAGUUCUCGUCUGGAUCCUGUAACUCUCCGCCAUUGGGAGACCCACCGGAAAUCGACGCUGGUUCCUAGCUACACCGAUCUCGUGAAUUUUCUGCGCAAUCAUAGUCUCGUCCUGCAAUCCCUUGACGCUUCCAAAGGCCGAUCAUUCGAUUCCUCUCGCUUAUCCACACAAGCUAAGCCGAACCUAGUGCAUUCAGCCGUUACCGCUCAGAAAUCAUGCCCCUUCUGUAAACAGUUAGCCCACUCACCAUAUCAAUGCGAAGUGUUUCGUAAAAUGACUCCCAUUCAACGAUUUGAAGCCACAAAGAAAAACGCUCUCUGUAUCAACUGCUUGUCACCUUCGCAUCUCGUCAAGGCCUGUACGAGUGGUACUUGUCGCGUCUGCCAGCAAAGACACCAUACGAUGCUGCAUCAAAGACCCAUCGUCCCAAACAGCCAAUCGGUUCCACCCACCAAACCAACAGAUCCACAGACUUCGUCUUCGUACACUCCGAACAAUCGUCAGCAGUCUGCUUCGUCGAGCAAACAGUCAUUGCAACCGGAAAGCCAAACCCAAGCCACCGCGGUCCCUGCCCCACAAACCAGCCACUUUUCGAUGCCCUUCACCGAUGCCGAGCAUAUCGUUCCUGCUACCGUUCUACUGUCGACAGCUCUGGUGAAAGAAGCAUACACAGCUUUCAUACACCAGUACGUGCAACUCGGACAUAUGCAGCCAAUAUCGGAUGCGGAAACCCAUACACUUCCAUCGUACUAUCUGCCUCACCACUGCAUCGUCAGACCUGACAGUAUCACCACGAAAUUACGUGUGGUUUUCGAUGCGUCAUGCUCAAGCGACAGCGGUGUCUCACUCAACGACGCGCUUCUGGUUGGUCCUGUCAUCCAAGAUGAUUUGCUGUCUAUCGUUCUGAGAUUCCGGAUGCCGCAGUUUGCAAUCAUCGCCGACAUUGAAAAAAUGUACCGGCAAAUCAGGGUGAGGAAGUGUGAUCAUCCAUUACAACGGAUUCGAUGGAGAGAUUCCGCAACCCAACCGCUGCAAACGUUUCAACUUACAACGGUUACGUACGGAACAUCUUCGGCUCCGUACCUCGCGACUAAAUGUCUUCAGAAAUUAGCUGAAGAUGGGUCCGAUAGUCAUCCAGAGGCAGCAAUGGUUCUUGGGCGUGACUUUUAUAUGGAUGACAUGCUUACUGGAACAGAUAGCAUCGAAGAAGGUCAGGAGCUCUGUCAACAGCUAAUCGACCUGACUAAUUCCGCUGGUCUACCCCUGCGGAAAUGGGCGUCGAACAGCGCGGCUGUUUUAGCAGUCAUUCCACCACACCUGAGAGAUGAGCGCACCCUUUUCGAACUCGACUCUGCUGCUGCUCCCAUAAAGGCGUUAGGAUUACAAUGGGAUACUAUUACGGAUGAGUUGCAGUUUAAUGUUCCAAAUUACAACACACAACUACCAGUGACCAAGCAGAUAGUACUUUCGGAUAUCGCCCGCCUGUUUGAUCCAUUGGGUCUAGCUGGGCCAGUGCUGGUACAAGCAAAGUUGUUUCUCCAAGAUCUAUGGCGAGAUGGCUGUGAUUGGAAGGAACCGCUAAACGAAAAUCGUCAACAUCAGUGGCUGGAACUUCGGGAUAGCUUUCAGCACUUGGCGGCCCUCAGAAUCCCUCGAUGGGUCGUUGCAACUACCGGAGUCCUCCGUGCUGUGUCGUCGACAGGCAGCAUCCAGGUCAACCUGCUUACCGCUAAAUCCAAAAUAGCACCAAAUGGCAAAAGCAAAAGAGCAGGAGUCGUUAGUCUUCCACGUUUGGAACUGUGUGGAGCCCUGUUAUUAAGCCACUUAUUCGAGAAGGUCGAGUUCAGUCUGAAACUUAAGGCCCAGAACUUCUUCUGGACGGAUUCGGAAAUCACGCUUUACCAAAUUACAGCCAGUCCCUCACGUUGGAAAACGUUUGUCGCAAACAGAUGUUCCGAAAUCCAGCGUAUCACGGCGGAUGGCAUGUGGUCGCAUGUUCCUGGCUCGGAAAACCCGGCAGACAUAAUCUCCCGAGGAAUGUGUCCAGAACAGCUGCAAAACUGCACAGGCUGGUGGCAUGGACCAGAUUGGUUAUCGCAACCAUCACGCUUUUGGCCGCCACUGGGGCGGCCGACAAACCGAAUCUUCAGUCCCGAAGAGCUUGAAGAACGAACGGUUUCGCUUCCUGUGCAAAUACAAUCACCAAACGAGUUAUUUUUGUUGUAUUCCAACUACUUUAAGCUCGUUCGAACCGUAGCUUGGAUACAAAGAUUUGCUCACAACGCAAGAACCAAAGAUAAAGUAAACCAUCGUAAUGGAUUUCUCUCGAGCGCGGAAAUCAAGGAUGCUACCCUGCUACUCGUCAAACUCGCUCAACAGGAACACUUCGCCCAAGACUUGGCGGAAAUCUCUCGAAAUGGACAAGUUAAGUCAAAUUCUCGCUUGAAGUCGCUGUUCCCAAUACUCGUAAAUGGUGUGAUCCGUGUAGGUGGCCGGUUACGCCACGCCCCUGUUCCGUACGAUCAACGUCACCCUAUGAUUCUGCCGGACAAGCAUCGUCUCACAGAAAUGGUAAUGGUGCACUACCACCGGAAACUCCUACACGCCGGACCGCAGCUUCUGGCAGCUGUUGUACGGGAACGGUUUUGGCCGCUUCGUAUACGGAAUCUCUCUCGUCGAGUAGUUCACGCAUGUACCAAAUGCUUCCGGUGCAAACCCAAGGUCUUAGAACAGCUAAUGGGAGAAUUACCGGUAGAACGUGUUACACCCACCUUCCCCUUCGCUCAUACUGGAGUGGACUAUUGUGGUCCAUUUUCAUAUCGACCAACCCGCCGUGCUACUGCCAUCAAGUGCUAUGUCUCUGUGUUUGUCUGCCUCGUAACAAAGGCAGUGCAUCUGGAAUGCGUAUCCGAUUUGACCACUAAUGCAUUUAUCGCGGCACUCAAACGAUUCGUGGCACGUCGGGGCAAACCCAAAAUGAUCGAGUGCGACAACGCCCUCAACUUUCAAGGUGCUAAGCGAGAGCUAAAAGAGUUAGCUCGUUUGUUUCGGUCGCAGCAGCACCAGGACCAAGUUCCUCGCAGCUGUUCGGAAGACGGAACAACUUUUAAAUUUAUACCUCCCAGUCUCCAGAAUUUUGGAGGGCUCUGGGAAGCCGCAGUAAAGUCGAUGAAGAGCCAUCUACGCAGAACUGUGGGCAAUGUGAUCCUCUACCAGGACGAAUUUCAGACUGUUUUAGCCCAAGUCGAAAGCUGCUUAAACUCUCGUCCGUUGACACAGUUAACAUCCGAUCCAAAUGAUCUGGAAGUGCUCACACCGGGGCAUUUCUUGGUGCACAGAUCCCUUACCGCUAUACCGGAGCCCAGUCUAAACGACAUCCCGACAAACCGACUAGACCGAUACCAACAGACUCAGGAGUACGUCCGAAGAAUUUGGAACCAGUGGCAGUCCGAAUACUUGUCCGGGCUACAACCCCGUACGCGUUGGACUCAGCGGCGUAACAACAUAAAUGUCGGAACUUUGGUUCUGGUGAAGGAGGAGAACCUUCCUCCACUGAAAUGGAGAAUAGGGCGGAUCACGAAGAUCUUCAUGGGAGACGAUAACUGCAUUCGAGUCGUCGAUGUGCGAACGAAAGACGGCGAAUACCGCCGUGGAAUAUCGAAAAUCUGUGUGUUGCCCAAUCAAUUCGACGAUGGUGACACUGUCGACCAACCUGGAGGAAACUGA